AGCCAUGUGGUCCAACCACUUCCUCUGAUUGUGUCAACCCCCUGUGCGUGUGUGUGUGUGUGUCUGUGUACUGAGAGAGCCAGUAGAGAACUUGUUUGAGUUGGGAGAGGAUCAUGAAGAACAGAGCUGAGAGGAGGAGAUUGGUCCACAGUGCACACGUGUCUCCCCAGAGGCCACACUAUCACUGGCCAGUGAACAGGAGUGUAGACACAGGCCUUGCUCCUUACCCCCCAGCCACACUCCAGCACACCCACUGGGGCUUUGUGGAAAUUAAGCCAGAGGUUCAGACGGUUCUGGAGCCUGUUUCACCCUUGGAUCUUCGUACGGAUGUGAGGAUGCUGGGCCCGGGGACAGACCCGAGCGUGUGGGAGAAGCAGCUACAGCAGGAGCUGCUCCUGAUCCAGAAGCAGCAGCAGAUCCAGAAACAGCUGCUCAUCACAGAGUUCCAGAAGCAGCAUGAGAACCUGACCCGACAACACCAGGCCCAGCUGCAGGAGCAUCUCAAGCUUCAGCAGGAGCUCCUGGUCAUGAAGCAGAAGCAGGAGCUGCUGGAGAAGGAGAGGAAGCUGGAGCAGCAGAGCCAGGAGCAGGAGCUGGAGAGACACCGCAGGGAGCAGCACAUCCUCAUCCUGAGGAGCAAGGAGCGUGCCCGAGAAAGUGCGGUGGCCAGCACAGAGGUCAAGCAGAAACUCCAGGAGUUUCUCUUGAGUAAAUCUACCAAGGACCCGGGCGCCAACGGUGUCAGUCACCCCCUGGGCCACCACCCCAAACUCUGGUACACAGCUGCCCAUCACACCUCCCUUGAUCAGAGUUCACCCCCCCUGGGCGGGACAUCCCCCACCUACAAGUACACCCUCCCCUCAUCUCUGGACAACAGGAAUGACUUUCCGCUGAGAAAGACAGCCUCUGAGCCCAACCUGAAAGUGCGGUCGCGGUUGAAACAGAAGGUGGCAGAGAGAAGGAGCAGCCCCCUGAUGAGGAGAAAAGAUGGCAGUGUCAUCACACCCUUCAAAAAGAGGACACUCGAGUUCAUAGACUCCACGGUCAGUAGCAGUGCUCCAGGAUCGGGUCCCAGCUCCCCUAAUGGAGCGUCCAGUGCCCUGGGAGCUGAAAACGGACCCUCCUCCCUGCCGACCACCACUCAAACUGAGCGCUGGCCCACACAUCAGAGAGUACUGAAGCCUGAAGAGUCGAUGACCUUGCUGAGUCUCUACACAUCUCCUUCCUUGCCCAAUAUCACCUUGGGCCUCCCGGCUGUAUCUUCCCCCAUAAAUGCUGCUAUGGCACUGAAAGAGAAGCAGGGAGAUGGCAGGAGUGUGACGGCAGCGAGGCCGGCUCUGCCCAAUCACUUCCUCGGCACUGUGCCCCUUCAACCUGGCCUGGCCCCUGUCGCCCUGGAGACCAAGGUCAACAGCAGUCACCAGGCUCUCCUGCAGCACCUCCUCUUGAAGGAGCAGAUGAGGCAGCAGAAGAUUCUCUCCACUGGCCCAGGCAGCACCCCCGUCCUUCCUCAGUCCCCCUUAGCCAUGAAAGAGCGACCGGCCUCAAGCGUGCGCCACAAACUCCCCCGACACCGGCCCCUGAACCGGACCCAGUCAGCACCUCUCCCUCAGAGCACGCUGGCCCAGCUGGUCAUCCAGCAGCAACACCAGCACUUCCUGGAGAAACAGAAACAGUACCAGCAGCAGGUCCACAUCAAUAAGAUGCUGUCAAAGUCCAUUGAACAGCUACGCCAGCCCAAUGCUCACCCACAGGAGUCUGAGGAAGAGGACACUAAGGAGCAGCCUAUGCAGGAGGACAGGGUGCCCCCUAGUGGUGUCAUCCGGAAUGGGAGCCAGAACAACAGCAGCAGCAGCAGCAUCAGCAGCAUCAGCAGCAGCAGCAGCAGCAGCUCUGAUGGAGAACUCCCUGGGUCACACCUGGGGGUCAUCAAGGUCAAAGAGGAGCCGCCUGACAGUGAAGACGAGGGCCUGGCCAAUCAGAGCAAAGCAGCCACGCAGAGCACCUACCUGCACCAGGUAAAGGGGAAAGAUUUUGCCCAGAGGUUGGUAAUAAGGGCCAUCAUAAGCCGGGCGAAGGCGCCGCCUUCAUUCCUCUGCCAGCAUACCUGCCCCAUGCCCCACGCCGGCCCGGCUGGCGCUCUGUGGCUCGGCGACCGCGGCCGCCGCUCUCUGAGUCCGAGUCGUGGGGACGCGGUGAAUGGCUUCCCCGGGACCCCCAGUCUGGGACGCCUCAUCCAACGAGCGGCUCACGUUCCGCUCUCCUCACGAGACUUCCGUCUCUUGACAGCUGAGCCAGGGUGCAUCCAGCAGUUCCGCUGGUACCAGGCUCAGCUGGUGACUGUCAUGGCUACCCGAGUUGAGGCAAAACCCCUGCCGGGUGCCAGGGUCCAGCCGCCUCCGCUGGACUCUCCCCCUCGGCAGCUCGCAUUGCUCGGGCAGACCGGCGCGUCUGCCCACUCCACUGGCCUGGUGUAUGAUGCUGGAAUGCUGAAGCACCAGUGUGUGUGUGAUAACUACGCUAAUCACCUGGAGCAUGCAGGCCGUGUCCAGAGUAUCUGGGCCCGCUUGCAGGACUGUGGCCUGGUGGACUGCUGUGAGCGCAUCCUUGGCCGUAAAGCUAGUCUGGAGGAAGUCCGAUUGGUCCAUUCUGAGCGCCACACUCUCCUGUAUGGAACAAACCCACUGAACAGGCAGAAACUUGACCCAAAGAAGCUGCUGGGCUCCACCCCUCAGGACAACUUCACAGUAUUGCCUUGCGGUGGAUAUGGGGUGGACAGUGACACAGUUUGGAAUGAGCUGCACUCAUCCACGUCGGCACGCACGGCUGUGGGCUGUGUCAUCGAGCUGGCGUCCAGAGUGGCCUCAGGAGGGCUGGAGAACGGCUUUGCUGUGGUGAGACCUCCCGGCCACCAUGCAGAGGAAUCUACAGCCAUGGGGUUCUGCUUCUUCAACUCCAUUGCGAUCGCUGCAAAGUACCUGAGACAGAAGUUGAACGUCGCCCGAAUUUUAAUUGUGGACUGGGAUGUUCACCAUGGCAACGGCACACAGCAGGCCUUCUAUGCUGACCCUGCCGUCCUCUACGUCUCCCUGCAUCGCUAUGAUGAAGGGAACUUCUUCCCUGGGAGUGGAGCCCCUGAUGAGCGUGGAAGCGGCCUUGGCGAGGGCUAUAAUGUAAAUAUUGCUUGGACAGGUGGCCUGGAUCCACCCAUGGGAGACGUGGAGUACCUCGCAGCUUUCAGGACAAUAAUCAUCCCUCUUGCCCAUGAGUUUGAUCCUGACGUGGUGCUGGUGUCAGCUGGGUUUGAUGCCAUGGAAGGUCAUGAACCACCGCUGGGCGGGUACAAAGUCACAGCUAAAUGUUUCAGUCAUCUGACCCGGCAGCUGAUGCAAGUGGCCCGGGGACGUGUGGUCCUGGCACUGGAAGGGGGACAUGACCUGGGUGCCAUAUGCGAUGCGUCAGAGGCCUGCGUCAACGCGCUGCUGGGAAAUGAGCUGGAGCCCCUCUCUGAGGACGUUCUCCACGCAAAACCGAACGCAAACGGCGUGACCUCCAUUACGAAAACCAUCCAAGUUCACAGUAAGCACUGGAAAUGCCUAAAAAGGUAUUCCCCUACUGUUGACCUAUCACUCGCCGAGGCCUCGAGUCAGGAGAAGGAUGAGACAGAAGCUGUCAGAGCAAUGUCACUGCUCUCGGUCGAUGUGAACCUUUCAUCAAAACCAGAAGAAGUCAGGGCUGCCCCUGAGCCAAUGGACGAGGAGCCAGUUCUGUGAAGUGCCAAGUCUUCCCAGCCAUUUCCUGUCUGUGACAUCAUUGUGUAUCCCCAGAAGGCACCCUGAUCCGUGUCUUGUCUACUGCCUGGGUGGCGCACAUCGCACGGAACGUAAACACGGGGCGCAGGACUCAUUUCACUUGUUCCUUGAACACAUAUGAAAGCAGAACUCUGGCUCUCGUCAUUUUUUGGGAUGCUAUUUCAAGCACAGAGUCGCUCUCGAUUAGGAAUAUGUCUUUCAUCGUGGUGAAAUGCUGACACAUUAUGGCUCCAGAUAUUUUGUUUCAUAUGUUUGUUUUUUUAAGUAUACAAAACACCUUUUCAAAUUUUCAGAUCAUUUUAGAUAUCAUGGAGGCACUUUCUCCAAUUUUUUUCUUAUGAAAGCAUUUUGAAAGAGCAUGCUAGUCUUUUGUAACUACAAAGUGAUGGAGGUGACUUACUAUUUUUCUAGUUACAUUUGUACUCUCACAAAAAUAUCUAGCCAAGAGGGCCUUCACUGGGCAGGAAAUUAUACGCCAUGCUUAUAACCAUUUAUCCUUGGAUGCCAAUGGGGUUUUCAAGAUCUAAACUAGCCGACUCCAUAAUUGUGAGUAACACAACAAUCAAUGAAGUGCUAUUUCUUCAGGAGUGACACAUGAACGAUUUCCCCUCAAUGAAAGCAAUUAUGUUGAAGAUUCUCCAACAGUUCCAAUGCCUCUUUAAAAACUAACAUAACUAUGAAGGAGGCUGUUUAAUGGCAUUGAAAUGGUUCUAAUUUACAAUGUUCCUGUGUUUGUUACGCAUCCGCCUCGCCACCCCCAAACCUCCCCCCACCCCCAAGCAGCUUGAAAGCGGCACGUUGAACCCGAAACAGAGGAGCAUCGCAUGCCUGUUCACAAAUCUGAAGGGAGCCAUAACUAGAACAAGCUUUGCUCAAAGGUUACGACGAUAUGAAAGAUCAAACAAUGUGGUUCCAGUUAGGGCGAAUGGAGACCGGUAAAUCAAAGAUGAAAAGAUCUCACUCAAAUAAAAUUAUAGAUUUCUCUUUUGUCAUCAGCACAGGCAGUAUUUUUUUGGCAUGUGGGCAUGCCGCAGGGUCAGUUGUUGCAUUUCAUAAAGCGCAACUCCUCAGAUAAUUGAAUGAUGAAAUGUGAAACCAGUGAGGAAGACAUAGGAUGGGGCAUAUAUGAUCAUGUGUCCGUACAAUUUUUCUUUUGGGGGGGGUGGGGGGUGUUGGGAUUGGCCUUAUUUAUCCAAAGUCUAUACUAUAUUCUCCAAGUAGAACCUUUGAAGAAUAAGAUAAAAGCUGCAAUAGAAUCUAUGUAGGCCUACCAACUGAAAAGACAGGAGAUGAUGAAAACAUAGGAGAGCUGGUUGCAGUAAAGAAGAAGGGUUGAAAUUCCAUGAAAUUAUGAGUAGCUACAGCCCAUGUUCUGUUUUACAUUUUUAAUGAAGAAAUUAUAUACAUGUUCCUUUUUAUUCAAAUGUAAACAGUUUUUAACAAUAUAACAUUAAGUAAAAACUGAACAAUAGGAAUUUCUUCAGUGGGUUACACAUUCAUAACAAACAUUUUAGUUACAGUAACUCCAAGACUACUCUUUUUUCUUUUCCUUCCAUGAUGGUAUAUUUCAGAUGUGACUAGAAGGAAUGAAGCUCUGUUCGGCAUUAGUUUGUCCCUGAAAGUGAUUUUAUUAGCGUGCACAGUCAGAGAUUUGGUAGUGCAUUGUGAUCGAGUCCAAAAGAAGUAAAAACUGGCAACUCACACAUUACAGCUAAGUCUACGAGGUAAACCUAGCUGCGGUACAUCUGCAGUUAGCUUGACAAAUCACCUAUACGAGUACUGGAAGUAACCAGAGGGUGUGUGAUGACCUAUGUGUUGUCAGGUGCAGUACCUGACUGUCAUUUUCAUUCUAUGAAAAGUUGUCCGCGUUUCUUUAAGAGUGAGCGUGAGGGGGGCUGGUGUGGUCACUGGUGGCAUUUGUUAAACGUUUUGAAGGAGAAUGGGGUUCAGCUGGAGUUUUCAUUUUUGCCACUGGAGUGGUAAAAUGCCACCACUGCACAUUAUAGUACAUGCACUACUAUCAUUACCUGAACACAGCAUCUUGGGCAAUAGCGCUGCUACACCAAUGCCUUGAAGGCUCUGUGGUGUUCAGUAGAGCCUCCACCUGCCUCAACAAUUUCAUUCCUAUGGAUACCAACUGUUAGCAGUGUGACACAGUGGUUGAGGUGGUUGGGGUAUGAACUUGUAAGCAGAAAUUUGCACAUCAAAAUUAUGGAUGUGUCACAUUUUGUAUCAUUGAACUAUCCUCCUAAAUUCAGGGUUUCCAGAACUUUCCUGGAAAACAAGGUAUACAUUUGUCCAGUUUCCCUGAUGUUCCUUGAAUGUUAUUUUUAAGUCAUUUUAAAAAAAACAUUAUAGGAAUGGUCUCAUAUUGUCCAUAUUCAUGUCAAUUUUUCCUGAAAUAUUUGCUAAACAAAUGUUCAACAAAUCAAUAUUUUUUUUUAAAUACUGAAAAGGUUAGACACAUCCCUCCCUGAGGAGUAAUUUUUAUUAUGUGAAACGGCCAGGGGAAAUUACCAGUAAAUAUGUAUGUAACAUGCAUCAAACAUUUCUCUGAGACCAUUUUAUAAAAAAUAAAGACUGCUUGAGGAAAGCUCACCUGAUAAAAUUAUCUAACAACCAAAUAUGAAUCUAACUGGGUUCUAACUUCCCCAUUUUUCUUGAGAGGUUACCUUUUAGCUGGAAAGGUACUUAAUCUGAAUUGGUACAGCACAUAUCCAAUUGUAUAAAUGGACAGUGACUGAGAAGGGCCAUGAAGGAGGUUGUUAACGGUUUUCUGUUAGCACCUUAUUUAAUUACUAAAAGAUUAGUAUUACAAUAAUAAUAUUAAUCAUUGUAAUCAAUCAGUCUAUCCACUAUAUCCUUUCUCCUUAGUUUAAGAAAUUAAAUUUAAUCAAGAAUUGCUGUUUUUUCCAGUCACAUAAUUCUUCCUUACACAUCAUCAUAUGUUUAAGGAUUCCAGAAAUUUUAUGUGAACGACAAAGCACUGAACUCUUUAGACUGAAUGCCCCUUCCUAGCAUCUAAGAUAACAUAGAGGAAGAAUACAUUGGAGGACUUUAAGUGCUAAUCACAAUGGACCAGGACAUCUUUGCAUAUUUGCCAGUGUAAAUCCAUAUACAGGUCAUUUUUGGUACAAAGAGAUAUAAAUUACUGUGAUAUAUCUGAAUAUUUGUGAUAGACUAUCUGCCUAUCUGUGUACAACAACUUUACCAAAAUAAUCUAUUGUAACUGAUGCAGAUAGUCCAUAGAUACCUGCGUUGUCUGGUAAAGAGUAUUACAUCUUUUUAAAUAAACACUAUUAUUGGUGGUUCUACUAUAAAAUGUGUGACUGUCCAAUUGCAAACUUGCUUUAAAGAAAAUCGGCAGAUCGUUCCUUUCAUGUCAUAGUAGUUCAAAUGUAAUCAUAAUGAUUGUUCUAAUUUGCACUCAAAUGAUAAACCAAAGGGACAGUGGAUGUAUUAUGCUUUAUAAGGUGAUGGGUUCCAAUAGUCAAAUACAUAAGUCAAUGAAAACUAAAAGAAAACAGUUCAGGGAAAAGACAACAGCAGUUUCAUCAUUGGCUAAUUUACCUGAAAACUGCACACAGUCAAAUUGAUCAUUUCUGUGUGACAUCACUGUUUAUUUGUUGCUACUUUCCAAGCAAAGAGCCAAAUGAAGCUCUCCAGGGUAAACUGGACACAUCUGUUCCAAAUAAGAGUCAACCAAUAGGAGGAAUUCAUGAAUAAUUCAUUAUAAUUUUGUUUUUGGUUUAGAUGCCUCCGAGUUGGUAUAAAUGCUUUGAGACUUUGAGAAGACAGUUCGUUCUAUAGGGUUGCAAAACACAUAUUCCAGAAUAUAAAAUUGCAUUAUGAAGUAAAACAUCUGGUUAUACCUGCUAUGAUUUCAAUUGCAGUAUAUUUGCCAAAACAUCUUCAUGUAUGUUCCAAAUUAUUAAUGUGUAUUUGUUCAGAGCAUCUUUAUCAUUAACUGUAUGUUGAAAACCAUCAAUUCAUAUGACUUAUUUGCCCUCUGAAUGUAUGAACAAAAAGGAGACGUUUUUGCACUUUGACCAAAGCAUUGAGUAACAAACUCAUAUUGCCAAAAGUAAUUAUCAAUUAGAGUGUGUUAAAUGCAAGAUUGCAGUUGGAUCAAAUGCUUUCAAAGUACAUUACAGUUCAUGGGGCUCCCCUUGAAUUACAGUAGGAUAACCUAUAGGAACAUAUUUCUUAUCUAGAAACAAUUAGCUUAGUCAGUUUCCAUUCUGACAGGAUUGGCUCUUACUAUCAUAUUCUGUGUCUAUGCACAGUCUGUCUAUCCAUCCAUCCAUUAUCUAUACCCGCUUAUCCUGAUCAGGGUCAGGGGGGGUGCUAGAGCCUAUCUCAGUCUGCAUUGGGUGAGAGGCAGGAAACAGACUGUCUAUCAAACUAUAUUUAAUUAUAUCUUCAAAUAAAGCAAAUGCAUAUAGUCAAGGAGGAGCCCAAUAUUUAUAAGCCUGCCUUGAGUUAUAGGGAUCUUAUGAAGAUAUGGAGAGAGGUUCACCCUAUACAAAGUCAUAAAGUGUAUUUCUGUAUCUGGUUGGGAGGUGCCAGGUUGUAUCUAACCCCAUCAUGCAAGGUCCUGAACUAGAAAUUACAAGACUUAAAAGGUCUUACCAUUUUUGUUUAUAACUUAUGAAACAUUAGGCAUUUUGUGUUUGGUGAACACUGGAAUUAAUAAAUUUUAAAUAAGAACCUUAGACACCUGGAUGAAAUUAAGGCCAAAGUACAUUUUAGUAAUAUUCAGUCUUUCCCUGAGAGUAGUUUUUCCCUAGAUGGGUCCAGACUACUGCUAGCAAUAAUGCAACAAAUCAUAGGCUGGAUUCAAUUGUUAACUUUAUUUUACUAAUUUAUGCAUAUAUGGCAUCACUUUAUUGAAGGCCAGUUUGAUGAUUUAAUCCUACUGAUCACAGAAUUUAGCAAACUAGUUUGGUGAAGAAAAAACAGAGACGUGCGUUCUGGCUCUGAGUCAAAGUUCAAGAUAUUGACUGAAUCCAGGCCAAAAUAAUUUUUCUAACUAUUUGGUGGCUUUUCAGACAUGUGUGUGUGUUAUCAGAAUAAUCUGAAUGGCCCUUCUUUUGAGACUGAAAAGUUGAAAGGCCUACAAUUGGCAAGCAGGAAACGUUAUUAGGUCAAAUGCCUCUUUAGUGGGGGAACUUUUUGCAGUUUUCCCUUUUCAUUUUCCAAAAUCCUUUUUCUUGUCCGAUUAUUACAUUAUUAUGUUACUUUCACUGUACUAAAAACCUGUUUAGAAUAAUAUGAUCAACCAUGCUAUCCCUAUUUACAUUGAGAUGCAGUAAAGAACAAUAAACAACUUUUUUUAAAAGAUAUUCUUGUAAAAGUGAAACUAUGUAGAUAAACAGUCUAUAUGUGUAAAUAAUACCAAUGUAAUUAUAAUGGAGUGGUGUGUUUUGUUGUACUCAAUGCUAACUUUCCACUUAUUCACUGUCUAUCAUAGCCUGUUGUUCUCUCUUGUGAGUGUUUGACUUUUGGCUACAUUGUAAUAAAUCAGCUUUGGUCUGAAAAAAGAUUAUUAUCCACUAAUGAAAA
Messenger RNA from Anguilla rostrata (American eel), 9377 nucleotides. RefSeq names its product histone deacetylase 9-like. Gene Ontology annotation, molecular function: histone deacetylase activity. Bases 114 to 3773 code for a protein of 1219 amino acids. The transcript has 28 exons. The record is from RefSeq and is a predicted model, not a curated record. Gene Ontology annotation, biological process: negative regulation of transcription by RNA polymerase II. Lineage: Eukaryota; Metazoa; Chordata; Actinopteri; Anguilliformes; Anguillidae.